GGCAGAGACGAUACUGUUGAAUUUUUCAUUGUCUUGACACUACACAUAAGAGCUCGCUGGUGCGCUGAUAUGUAGCUGAUAUAUAGGACACAUGGUCACCGGAGUUUUUUUGCCGGGCAAUUGGACAAAAGUGGACGCGCGCUCUCGGAUAUGCGCUGAUCGAGCUCUGAAUUUCGCUCCGCAUGCGUCUGAAGUGGGCGUGAGUGGGCGCUCAGCCUGCGUCCCGUGCGAGACGUGAUAACUCCUUACUGCAGAGCCGAAUGGGAUGACAGCUCUAUGUUUGUGCGCCCUGAAGAAGGAUCACUGUGAUUUUAACCUCUACAGAGUGAAGAAAAACAAAGCUGGAUGAUGGGUGGUGUUAAUGUUGUGCUACUGGUGCUGCUGGUUUGGACUUUCACUGCUGUCUGUGGGGAUAAGACUGAGAUCACAAGUAACUGUGAAGAUGGAACUGCACAUAACUCUGAAAUAAAUCUCAACUGCACAGUCACUUAUCCAAACAAAAACUGCUGCAUGACCAUGUACAAGUUUAUUAAUACAGCAGCAGCUGAUGACCCAACAAUCUGUAGAGAGGAGUUCAGUAGUGAUUCCUGUAAACAAGAGAGAAGAGUUUCAUGUCCUUACACUGCAAAUAAAGCCAUGACAACAAAAGUCAAAUUCUUUUUGCAAACCAAAUGUGGAAAAACAGAAACAUACUUCAGUGUGAGCAGAACAGGUGCUGUUGAAGAUGUCACAGCAGCAAACACGGCUACGGAUAAACCAGCAGGUGGAACAAACACACUCAGGUAUAAAGAAGUAUUAGCCGUCAUCAUUCCUGUCAUAAUCUGUUUGAUCGUCAUUAUCAUGUGGUUCAUUCUCAAGAAGAAGCUCAACUUCAACACUUGUGGAUUUCAUAGGAAUUAUGAUACGGAUGUGUCUGAAAGAAAUAUCAGUCUAUAUUCAGAUAGAGAAGCAGUGGAACAAUAGCAUCACAUCAAUAUAUUCAUAUUUUAACUAAAGGUCAUGCAAAGUCCACAUCAGAUCUGGUCACAAAAAAGCACAUAUAGAUAAAACAGCACAUAUGAUAUAAAAUCUACUGACUGUUGAAAACUGUGUUUGUAUAUAUGUAUGUAUGUAUGUAUAUUACUGUAUUUCUGUGAAAUGUAUUGUUAUUGAUUUGUUUGAUCUGUAUUUCUUAAAGAUAAAUUGAAUUUCUAUUGAAUGAUUUUCUAUUGAAUUGUAUUUUACAUUUUAACUCUAUAAUCUUGAGAUUAAGCUGCACACCAGCAAACUAAAACUAUGUUUGCUUAAUUACUCUACUUGCGAUAUAAAUGUCUGAUAUUAACUUUCAGCAUCUACAAGCUGUUUUUGUACAGAUGCUUGUCGUUUAUCGAUUGAUUGGAGUUUAUUUUAGAGAAAUUAAAUGAAUAUAAAGUUUUGUAAAACUC
Paramisgurnus dabryanus is the source of this 1424-nucleotide messenger RNA. RefSeq lists its product as uncharacterized. Lineage: Eukaryota; Metazoa; Chordata; Actinopteri; Cypriniformes; Cobitidae. The record is from RefSeq and is a predicted model, not a curated record.